UGUAUUGUUUAAGUGUUAAAGUUACAAUAAAAUGGCUGAACUUCAAGAAUAUGAAGAAGUAAGACCUGUAAGACGAGAUGAGAUAUAUGUCUACGAUGACAUAAAGAAUUAUAAUAAGAUGGACAAUGUGAGCAGUCCAUCGUGGAAACAAUAUCUAAAAAUGUUUAUCAUGAUGAUAUCAGUUUCUUUGAUGAGUGCUGUUGUUACUUAUUUUAUGGUUAAUGCUCAGCUUCAGCAGAAAUUGAAUUUAUAUGAUAAAAAAAUUGCAGAUAUUGAAAAGGAAAAAAUGGAUACUGAAAACCGAAACAAUAUAACGUUUUCUGAUUUACAAAAACAGAUUAAAGAUAGCACAGAACAGGGUAAAUAUGAAUCAUUAUAAACAGAAA
Molecule: messenger RNA, 386 nt
Organism: Mytilus californianus (California mussel)
Lineage: Eukaryota; Metazoa; Mollusca; Bivalvia; Mytilida; Mytilidae
Exons: 2
Coding region: 32-379 (115 amino acids)
Source: RefSeq, a predicted model, not a curated record